AUGUCCCUGCGGAAGCGGGACGAAAUCGACGGUGUAGGCGGAAGCGCGAAGCUGGCGGGUUCCCCGGAGGCGCCCGAGGAACGUGUGCCGGGUCGCUGCUUGUCACUGCUGCCAUGGGACCGCUUUUCGGCCUGGUUGCACUGCGUUUGUGUGGUGGGCUUCGACCUGGAGCUUGGGCAAGCCGUGGAGGUAGUAUACCCUCAACAUGCAAAACUCUCAGAUAAAGAGAAAACCAAUAUUUGCUACUUGUCUUUCCCAGAUUCCAACUCAGGUUGCCUUGGAGACACACAGUUUUGUUUUAGAUUCCGGCAGUCUUCUAGCAGAAAGCUGUCAUGGCAUUGUCUUCUGGACCAGUUUGACAGAGACCUUCCCAUCUAUUUAAAGAAGGAUCCUGCAUAUUAUUAUGGCUAUGUGUAUUUCAGACAAGUCCAAGACAAAACAUUAAAAAGAGGCUACUUUCAGAAGUCCUUGGUUCUGGUCAGCAAGCUGCCUUACAUCCACUUUUUCCACAUUGUGCUUGGACACAUUGCACCUGAAUAUUUUGAAAAGAACGAACCUUUCUUGGAAGCAGCUUGUAGUGAUAUUGAUCGAUGGCCAUCACCAGUCCCAGGGAAAACUCUGCAUCUGCCCAUUAUGGGCAUUGUGAUUAAGGUACGGAUUCCUACAUGUCAUGACAAGCCUGGAACAACAGAAGUAUUACAGACUGCACAUCAGCCAGCCACACAGAUUUCCAUUGCUCUGCCUACUAUCCAUGAAGUGGAUCUCUUCAGAUGUUUCUUGCCAGUGUUCUUUCACAUCCAGAUGCUCUGGGAGCUAGUGUUGUUAGGGGAACCGCUUGUUGUCAUGGCACCAUCUCCAUCAGAGUCUUCAGAAACUGUGUUGGCACUUGUAAGCUGUAUCUCACCUUUGAAGUACUACAGUGAUUUCAGGCCUUACUUUACGAUACAUGACAGCGAAUUCAAAGAAUAUACUACUCGUACACAGGCCCCGCCUUCUGUCAUAUUAGGAGUGACAAAUCCAUUUUUUGCUAAAACGCUGCAGCAUUGGCCUCACAUCAUCCGAAUAGGAGACAUUAAACUGGCAGGCGAGAUCCCAAAGCAAGUGAAAGUGAAAAAGCUGAAAAACUUAAAGACUUUGGAUUCGAAACCUGGUGUUUAUACAUCUUAUAAGCCAUACUUGAACAGAGAUGAAGACAUCAUAAAACAGUUGCAAAAGGGAGUACAACAGAAGCGUCCUGCAGAAGCCCAAAGCAUAAUCCUUCGACGUUACUUUUUGGAACUGACCCAAAGCUUCAUUAUUCCUCUAGAACGAUAUGUAGCAAGUUUGAUGCCUCUUCAAAAGAGCAUAUCACCUUGGAAGAGUCCACCACAGUUGAAACCAUUCAAUCAAGAGGAAUUUAUGAAAACUCUAGAGAAAGCAGGGCCACAGCUUACCUCUAGAUUAAAAGGAGAUUGGAUAGGACUGUACAGACACUUCUUGAAGUCUCCUAACUUUGACGGUUGGUUCAGGACACGGCGGAAAGACAUGACACAAAAGUUGGAGGCACUGCAUUUAGAGGCAUUGUGCAAUGAGGACUUGCUUUUCUGGAGUCAAAAACAUAGUGAAGUAGAAACAGUGGACCUUGUCUUAAAAUUAAAGGAUAAAUUGGCUGACGGAGAAAACUUACCGGCGAAACCUGGCACAAUGGAAAAGUUACAGACGCACAUUGAUUCAAUUAUACUGGCAUUACCAGAAGAUUUGCAGGGUAUACUGAUCAAAACUGGCAAAACGUGACAAACUGUAUUUUUAUGCAGCCGCAUAUCCCAUGACACACAUUUCAAAGGUACAGACAGGAUGUACUUGGAGAACUGUAGGUAUGCAGUGUUUUACAAUAGAAACAGACUGUGCUACUUCUAAACGUUUUAAAACAGACCUUGAAAAUUCAUCUUGAACACUGAAAGAAGUGAAACAUUUUGUCAAUUAUGUGUAGAAAUUAAGUGCUCUUAUGGAAAAUCAGCACGCGUCUUACAUUUCUGCCAUGUGGGCCUAAACAUGAAGAACAGGAACAGCAGAACUUCUUAGUUGGUGCUCUGCCCAAUUCCAUUAAACUCAGGGGAAGCAAUAUUCUGGUUUCAAAAACUGUCUCACUUAAAAGUUAUAGCUUGUAGUCUUUAGUAUUUUCCUUAAUUUUUUUUUAAACUCCCAUUACCAGCCUAUUGCUGCUAAAUGCAGAGGUCACAGAGCUGCCAUGUUUUGGCAAUUGAGAGCACCAUCCACACUAUUCCUCUGAGCCUGUGCACUCUCCUCAUCCCAUGGUUGGAGGAAAACCGCAGUUUUUCCUUGUAGUCUGAAUGAUUACCACUAAUCAAAGCUUGCUUCCAUACCAAGGACUGGAGUAGACUUCAGACUGUGGUUCAA
Gekko japonicus is the source of this 2397-nucleotide messenger RNA. RefSeq names its product DENN/MADD domain containing 6A (gene DENND6A). Lineage: Eukaryota; Metazoa; Chordata; Lepidosauria; Squamata; Gekkonidae. The coding region runs from base 1 to 1773 and encodes 590 amino acids. Gene Ontology annotation, cellular component: recycling endosome. Gene Ontology annotation, molecular function: guanyl-nucleotide exchange factor activity. The record is from RefSeq and is a predicted model, not a curated record. The transcript is spliced from 20 exons.